AUGCCAGCAGUGCUCCUCACUGAGCUGGGUGGGAACAGAGCUGUUGCCAUCAGGAAACACAGACUGACAAGAACUCAAAGUGCCUUUUCCCCGGUUGUGUUCAGCCCCCUCUUCACAGGUGAAACGGUGUCCCUGGUGGACGUGGACAUCUCCCCACGAGGCCUGAGCUCCCCUCACCCUCCAACUCCUCCACCCCCUCCACGAAGAAGCCUCAGCCUGCUCGAUGACAUCAGUGGGACGCUGCCUGCAUCUGUGCUAGUGGGUCCAAUGGGCUCUUCCCUGCAGUCCUUCCCUCUGCCUCCACCUCCUCCACCCCACGCCCCAGAUGCUUUCCCACGGGUGGUGCCCCUGCGGCCCCCGGAGGCGACGCCUGAGCAGCCCCCCCCGCCCCUCCAGUGCCCGCUCUACCGCCCGGACUCCAGCAGCUUUGCAGCCAGCUUGAGAGAGCUGGAGAAGUGCGGCUGGUACUGGGGGCCCAUGAACUGGGAGGAUGCAGAGAUGAAGCUGAAGGGGAAGCCAGAUGGAUCCUUUCUGGUCCGAGACAGCUCUGACCCUCGGUACAUCCUGAGCCUCAGCUUUCGGUCUCAGGGCAUCACCCAUCACACCAGGAUGGAGCACUACAGAGGGACCUUCAGCCUGUGGUGCCACCCCAAGUUUGAGGACCGCUGCCAGUCAGUGGUGGAGUUCAUCAAGAGAGCCAUCAUGCACUCCAAGAAUGGGAAGUUUCUCUACUUCCUCCGAUCCAGGGUUCCCGGUCUCCCACCAACACCCGUGCAGCUCCUGUACCCAGUCUCCAGGUUCAGCAAUGUCAAAUCCCUGCAGCACCUUUGCCGCUUCCGGAUCAGGCAGCUGGUCCGGAUCGACCACAUCCCGGAGCUCCCGCUGCCCAAGCCCCUGAUCUCCUACAUCCGCAAGUUCUACUACUACGACCCGCAGGAGGAGGUUUACCUGUCGCUGAAGGAAGCUCAGCUCAUCUCCAAACAGAAGCAGGAGACAGAGUCCUCCACGUAG
Messenger RNA from Chaetura pelagica (chimney swift), 1011 nucleotides. It is a transcript of the gene SOCS7, whose product is annotated as suppressor of cytokine signaling 7. Bases 1 to 1011 code for a protein of 336 amino acids. Lineage: Eukaryota; Metazoa; Chordata; Aves; Apodiformes; Apodidae. Gene Ontology annotation, biological process: phosphatidylinositol phosphate biosynthetic process; intracellular signal transduction. Gene Ontology annotation, molecular function: 1-phosphatidylinositol-3-kinase regulator activity. Gene Ontology annotation, cellular component: phosphatidylinositol 3-kinase complex. The record is from RefSeq and is a predicted model, not a curated record. The transcript has 9 exons.